Messenger RNA from Rubroshorea leprosula, 1797 nucleotides. The record is from the annotation of a GenBank genome assembly. Lineage: Eukaryota; Viridiplantae; Streptophyta; Magnoliopsida; Malvales; Dipterocarpaceae.
GACCCUAAAUAUACGUUGGAAAUGAACGGAACACCGGGAAACGGAGACGCGCCGGCGCCGGAAGAGCAAUCACUGCCUCCUCUCCUCCGUAAUUGGAUUCUGGUUCAAGAUUCACUGAAGAAAAGAUUGGUCACGGAGGAUGAAUUCUUCUGGAAAUUGCUCCCCUCCCAAUCCCCUGAAGAACAAGCUGUCAAGUAUGUUGGCGGAGUUGACGUUAGCUUCUCCAAGGACGAUCCCUCGAUCGCCUGCGGAUGCCUCGUCGUUCUGGACUUCCACUCUCUGCAACUGCUUUACCACGAUUACGCCACCGUCAGCCUUCAAGUUCCUUAUGUUCCCGGCUUCCUCGCCUUUCGUGAGGCUCCAGUGCUUCUACAGCUUUUGGACAACAUGAAGAAGAAUGCUAGUCCUUUCUAUCCACAGGUACUGAUGGUGGAUGGCAAUGGGUUACUUCAUCCUCGAGGUUUUGGAUUAGCAUCUCAUAUUGGUGUUUUGGCAAAUCUUCCCACCAUUGGGAUUGGAAAGAAUCUUCAUCAUGUGGAUGGCCUUACUCAAUCUGGGGUAAGAAGACUUCUAGAAGCUGAAGAAAACAGAGAUAAAGAUCUCAUUAAUUUGACGGGGAGCUCUGGAUUUGUUUGGGGAGCGGCAAUGAGAUCAACUCAGGGCUCGUUGAAACCUAUAUUUGUUUCAAUUGGUCACCGUUUAUCACUUGAUACUGCAAUCAUGAUUGUUAAAAUGACUUGCAAAUACCGUGUGCCUGAGCCUGUGAGGCAGGUAAGUCAAAUUCAUCCCUCUUUUGGUAAAUAAAAAAAAAAAUCCCCUUGAAAGCUUUUAUUUUCUGUUUAUGAACCUAUUUGAUGUAAAUCUUUGACUUUAAACAAAUGAAAAAGAGUCACUGCACACAUUGAGGGUGAGACAAGUCUCAUCUCCAGUUUUGGUAACUCCCGUUGUGGUAGUUUUCUCAUUAAAUUACUACCAUUCUCUCAAUAUCAAAGUUUCUUAAUGGAUCAGUGAUUGCAAAUUUGGAAGAAUGGCUUCUGAGUAUUAAAUCCUCAAGUAUUUCAAAAGUUUGAUUUUAACUUCCUGCACAAGAUUUUGCCACAACUCAGUUAAAAUUUUGGGCUGCAUGUUUGAACACCUGCAAUACCAUAGCUGUUCUGUAGUUGAUAAGAUUAUAAGAGCAUUGGCAAAUGGCAACAAUGAAGUUUUAUCAAAUAGCCAGUCAUCAGUUGUUAAAUACUUUGAACUGAUGAGCAUCUCUGAUUUUAUUUUUUCUCUGAUCAUUUCAUUUAAAAUAUUAGCCCGGAUUUGUAUUUUUAUUUUGAUUGUAGGCUGACAUAAGAUCAAGAGAACAUCUUCAAAAGUGUCAAACAAGAACAUUAGAAAGAUGCAAGCACUCAAACAUGGAAUCACAGAAUUAUGUUAAUUUCAGUGAAACUGAGGAUAUUCUGCACAAGUAGAGCUUCAACUGUUGCACUGAAUGUUGACAGGGCCAAUUCAACACCUAGCAGUGUUUUUAGCAGGAAAAAGUUUUCACUUGCUGUGGAGCCUACAAUUGGAACCAAGCCUAACCAACAUGUUCAUGUUCAGUAAGCUGAUUUGUCUGGUGCCUUGUAACUAAAUUCUUUGUUCAAUAUUCCUACAUUGUUAUUUUCUCUUUCUUUGUGUUUUCAAAGGCAAAUCAAGUAAUUCUCAAAAGAGUGUAUCCUGUUAGAUCCAAUGAGCAGAAAGUGUUUGAUAUAUAGAAAGAGAUUUUUGCAUACUGUUACUGUUUUUAUUCUGCUUGUGUUCCUCUUCCCU